GUCAGCAACGCAGUCCAAGUCAAAGGCCGCCUGGAAACGGUUCGUAAGGAGUGGGACAGAGAGGAUUAAAGUAAAAACUAAACAUUGCAGAAUACUGGUAAAUCAAAACAAGCCUUCAGAAACAGACCUUCAACAAACAAUAAUGCUUGGGAAGACGUGGAUCGCCUAAAACCUUUGGUAAACUUGACUGUUGGAGGAGUCUAAAGAUUUUUGUUUCGAUCUGGGGUACACGGGAAUUUGGAGCAGCCGUUCUUGUGUUUGAGAUGUGUGCCGCUUUCGUCGGAUGUUUCCGAACUGCAGUCUGUUGAGCUGCAAGGCCUCGGAUUGGAGUAUUGACCAUAAAAAAGUGGACGCAAUUCAGAUUUGGCUAAAGGAGUUUUCGGAGUUGGCCGCCGCCCCCUUGUCGGAUUUAAGCCCCGCCUCACCGAAGACAGCCAUGGAAUCGACGGUCGAUGACGACGCGAUGGAAGCGUGAAUGAGGUUUGGCGCGGUGAGAGCUGAACGAUGCCCAAAAGUGGGGGUCCUAAAACGCCCCAGCUGGAGGAUUUCUCACUCAACACCGACAUGGUGGAGAAGCAGGCGGGGAAGAAGGAUAAAGAUAAAAUCUCUUCAAACAAGACUCCCAAACUGGACCGAGGGGAUGGAGGGAAGGAGAUGAAAGAGAAGGCUCCGAAGAGGAAGCUGCCCUUCACAGUCGGAGCCAAUGGAGAGCAGAAAGACUCGGACUCGGAGAAGCAAGGCCCGGAGCGGAAGCGCAUUAAAAAGGAGCCCACCAACACCAGGAAGUCGGGCCUGGCGUUCGGGGUGGGCGUGCCGGGGAUCCGGACCGGGUACCCUCUCUCGGAGCGGCAGCAGGUGGCUCUCCUCAUGCAGAUGACGGCUGAGGAGUCGGUUAACAGUCCAGAAACAACGCCAAAGCACCAGUCGAGUCUGGGUCAGAAGGGAACGCCAAACUCCGCCUCUAAAACCAAAGACAAGGUGAACAAGCGCAACGAGCGGGGCGAGACGCGGCUGCACCGGGCCGCCAUCCGCGGCGAGGCGCGCCGCGUCAAGGAGCUCAUCAACGAGGGCGCCGACGUGAAUGUCAAAGACUUCGCAGGCUGGACCGCGCUCCACGAGGCCUGUAACCGUGGCUACUACGACGUGGCCAAGCAGCUGCUGGCGGCCGGGGCGGAGGUCAACACCAAGGGCCUGGACGACGACACGCCCCUGCACGACGCGUCCAACAACGGCCACUUCAAGGUGGUGAAGUUGCUCUUGCGUUAUGGCGGGGAUCCUCGUCAAAGCAACAGAAGAGGAGAAACACCACUGAAAGUGGCAAACUCCCCUACCAUGCUGAAUCUCCUACUUGGCAAAGGCACUUAUACGUCCAGUGAGGAGAGUUCUUCAGAGUCAUCAGAGGAAGAGGAUGCGCCUUCAUUUGCUCCAUCCAGCUCUGUUGAUGGCAAUAAUACAGACUCAGAGUUUGAAAAAGGUCUGAAGCUGAAAGGAAAGGGCCUUGACCCGCCUAAAUCAAUAGCCACACCUAUAAAGGACGAGUAUGAGUUUGACGAGGAUGAUGAGGAGGAGCGCGUGCCUCCCGUUGAUGACAAACACCUGCUCAAGAAAGAAUUUCGCAAGGACUCUGCUACCAAGGCCAACAGCUUAAUUGCCAUCCCCAAAAUGGAGGUCAAAACUUAUUCCAAAACCAACUCGCUGACACCAAAGAAGGCCGCAAGGCGCAUCCUAUCCGACACCAACAGCUCGGAUGAAGACGAGCGAACCGUGUGUUUCACCCAGACACCGGUUGCACGGCAACCAGCCCCAGCAGCUAAUUCUAAAAGCCGGGAAUCUGCUGCCAUGACCUCCAAGCAGCAGAAGGAGAAGAGCAAGGUUAAGAAGAAGAGGAAGAAGGAGACGAAAAACAGUGCUGGCAAGGAGGUGCGGUUUGGCAAACUCAAUAACAAGUUCUGCACCUCCGAGUCAGAGAGUGGGGACGUGGAGAGUGAGGAUGACAAGGGCUCUGUGCAGAACUCAAACUGCAUGAAGGACUCUGCUGCCUUGGGCCAGAAACAGUCGUCCAUCUUUGGAUCUCUCUCUGCUUCCUCCUCUUCGUCGCAUGGAAGCUCGGGCUCCCAGAAACUGAUGCAGUCGCUGGCGGAGCAGCACCCGAAGCAGUGGAGGACGGACGGCUGGAAGACCGUGUCCUCCCCGACCUGGUCUGACGUCAGUUCUCUCUCUGACUCGUUCAGGACACGGAUAUCCAGCGAGUCGGACUACUCAUCCGCGGACUCGAGCGUGGAGUCUGUGAAGGAGGUGAAGAAGAAGCCACAGGACAGCAGGAAAAAGAACAAUGCCACACACAGCAACAUUUCAGAGAAAAAGAGCUCCUCUGAUUUCUAUAAGGCCUCUAAUGCGGAAGGGGCGGUCUCAAAGACAGACAGAGACGGCAAGGUAUUGAAAAAGCAUAAGGUAAAGCACAAACACAAAAACAAAGAGAAGGAAAAGGCCCCAAGUCUGGUGCUCAACCAGGACAUGAAUGAGAAAUUUGUCAAAAGCUUUUCCUUCGAUUUUGAUGACGCUCAAAAGUCCCUCAUCGUGGACACAGAGUCUGCUGCAGAAAACAAAGUCAAGCUCUCAAAACACGAUAAAGAUCAUUUAAAAAAGGAAGAGCGGAUGUCUAAGGGCAAGGCAGAGGAAAAGGACUGGCCUUGUGGAAAAGACACAGUAAGAACUGCUAAAGAAGAGAAAUCCAAGAAGUCAAAGGAGUCUACCAAGGAAAAGAUGAUCAAGGAGGAGAAGGAAAAAACCUUCAAAGCAGAAAAAGAAAGAAACACAAAGGACAAAGAGAAGCCUAAGGAGGACAAGCAGAAGACCCACAAAGAUGAGAAAAAGAAAAAAUCCAAGGACAAGUCUUCUAAAGUGGACAAAAGCAAUGAAUUAAAAGAGGAUAAACAUCUAAAAUCAGAGAAAGAGAAAAAUGGUAAGGAGGAGAAAGAAAAGUUGAAAAAAGAAAAGGUGCCCAAAGAUGAGCCAGAUUAUGAGGACUAUGAUAUCACGAGUCGUUUUUUAGAUUUGGAUGACAGCAAACUCAGUGCCUCAGACGACCCCAAUGACCGAUGGGAGUCUGACCUGUCUUCAAGCUCGUCUCUCUAUGGAGAUGACAGCUGGGAUGCUCCUGUAAAGGAAUAUAAAGAAUACAAAGCCAACAAUGCUGUCAAACUGAUUGUUGAGACUAUGAAAGAGGAGAACCGAGAUCGGAGAAAGGACAACAAAGUCAAAGACAGGAAAUUGGAGCACAGUGAAAAAGAGAAGAAAGAGCCUGCCUCCAAAAAGAAAGAAAGGGACUCAUCAGAAAAGGUCGGUGAAAAGAAAAAGGACUCUGAUAAACAGAAGCUAAACUCCACCUACUUACCUGAAAAAGAGAAGAAAAGGAAAGAGUCUGCAGAAAGCAUUAAGGAGAAAAAAGAUAAAGAUUCUAUGGACAGUAGCAGGGAAAGGAAAGACACCUACGAGUUCACUAAAGAGAGGAAGGACUCCAAAAUGAAGCAAGAUGAUAUGUCCAGAGAUGAGUAUGGAUGCGAUGCCUUUUUCAAAGACAAAUCUGAGAGUGAGACUGCUGUCAAAUCAUUGGAGCUCAGAGAGAGGAACCACUCUGCGAAGGAGAAGAAAGGAGAAGCUACAGAAAAGGAAAAGAAAGACAAAUCUAAUAAAGGAGACAAACACAAAGAGAAGCCUAAAGAUAGGAAUUUCCUGGAUUCUGAAAAAGAGAAAGCAGAGAAAACCUCCACAGAAAAAGCUCCUAAGGAGAAAGAUGUAGACAGAGGCUCCAAGGACAAAAAGGACGGAACAAAAGACAAGCACAAAGACUCUCACGGUAAAGACAAGGAGAGGAAAAUGUCCUUGGAGCAGAGCAAAGACAGGAAGGAGAAGGACAAACACGUGGACAAAGAGAGGGACUUCCUGGAGGCAAAGAGAGAAGAGCGAAAACCUGAAAAGGUACGAGAAAAGACCUGGUACAAAAUCGCCGACAUCUUCACCGAUGAAAGUGAGGAUGAGGAGGAUGACACGUACAACGGAGGGGUACUUAAGCUCAGUGAUUCCCUUGGCCUUUCAGAUCCCCACCGCAAAGACUCCACACCGGACCCGGAUGAGAUAGAGCUCUUUCACAGUGACAAGCAUAGGAAGUACUCCGCAGACAGCAAGCAGCACUCCAUGGAGAAAAUUAAAGAGAAGGAUUACAAAGACAAGAAGAAAGAAAAAACCUUGUUUGAUGGUGGAAAAGACAGAAAGGGCUCUAUAGAUAAACACAAAGACAAAAAGGAGAAGGAGUCUGUGGAUGGAAAGCAUAAGGAGCGCAAAGACAAGGCGACUGUUGACUCCAACCAGGAGAAGAAAAGUAAGCAGAAGAUCAUGGAGAAGAGACACUCUGGGGAUGAGAAGCAAAAGGGCAAAUAUAAAGACAAGCCUGACAAGGAGUAUCCUAAGGACAGGAAGCCCUCUAAGGGAAAUGGCGAGAAUGAGAAAUCCCUACUGGAGAAGUUGGAGGAAGAGGCCCUGAAUGAUUACAAGGAUGACUUCAAUGACAAGAUCAGUGAGAUCUCCUCAGACAGCUUCACUGACCGAGGCCAUGAUCUCAGCAGUUUGUGUGACUCUUCCAUCAGCCUUCCAGACAUCACGGAAGACAGGAGGGACUCGCUGUCCAUAUCCUACCCCCAGGACAAGUUCAGAGAAAAGGAACGACAUCGGCACUCAUCGUCCUCCUCCUCCAAGAAAAGCCAUGAUAAAGAAAAGGACAAAAUCAAAAAGGAGAAGACCUUUGACAAGCGAGAUAAGUCAGAGGAGAUUAAAGAGACAUACGGACGUAGAGAGAGCCUGCCCUUUGAAAAGGAAUCCAUGCCUCUAGAGGCUGACCCCUAUACUUUCCCAUAUGGGACCAAGCCUGAUGGUGAGGAUGAUAUAGACAAGACGCUAGAGUUUGAAAAAGAGAUGUCCAAAAAAGCAGACAAGGAUAAGGCUGGGGGCAUCAUCGCCACUGAGAAGAUCAAAGACAAAAAGAAAAGAGAGAAACACAAGGAUAAAGUUAAAGAGGAUAAACAUAAAUAUACAGACAGCUUUGGUUCAUUUAAACACUCAAAGGAAGAUCAGAAAUCUGGUCUGAAGGAGAGUCCCCAAAUAUCUAAUUUGAAGGAGAAGUCCAAAGAAGACAGCCCCAAGUUUGACAUCCGAAACAAGGACAGAACCAAGGACAUUUUGGACAAGGACAGCAGGAACGAUCACACAAAGUCCAGGUCAAAAGAGGAGAGUGACCGGUUGCCUCAGUCCAGAGAUGCAACACGAAAAGACAACCGUCCCCGGGACAAGCUGCUUGUUGAUGGUGUUCACAGGUUGACAAGCUUUGGGAAAAUGCUCUGCGAGAAGGACCUAGAGAUUGAAGAGCGUCAUAAAAGGCACAAGGAGAGAAUGAAACAGAUAGAGAAGCUGAGGCACAGGUCUGGUGAUCCCAAACUGAAGGAUAAAGCCAAGCCUGGUGAGGACCUGCGUAAGAGUCGCUCUGACCUGGCAUCUAAAAAAUUAAGUUCUUUAGACACCAUGUUAAAGGAGAAGAAGUCCAAAGACAUGGGAGUUCCAACUCAGAUGAUGUCACCUGAGAGAAAAUCUCAGCCUGCUGAUAGCCAGAGCUCUAAAGACUGGCUUAUGGGACAUCAAAUAAAGGAGAACCUCCCUGCUUCUCCACGACCAGACCAGAACAGGCCGACUGGUGUGCCCACACCCACAUCUGUAAUCUCGUGUCCUAGUUAUGAAGAGGUCAUGCAGACCCCACGCACUCCUUCUUGCAGUGCAGAGGACUACCCUGACCUCAUGUUUGAUGGCAUAGACUGCCAGAACUCAUCCGCUAUGAGCAUGUCCAUGAAUGCUUGCUCUCCAUCCUUCUUUGACAGGUAUUCCAACACGCCGCAUGGAUUUCAAGAAAAUGCUUGCCUUACCCCCGCAAAGAACCUCCAGAUGCCCGUUCUAAGUCGCUCGGCCUCAGUUGAUGGCAGAAGGCCUUUCGACGAGGAGUUCAAAGUAGACGCUGACAAAUUCCUUCGACAGCAGAGUGUUCCUGCCACAUCUGAGUUCGAGUCUUCCUCAGUCCUUCAUCCGCUAGAGGAGAAGUUAGUCCCAGUGGACAGGCUUGACUGCUCACCUCCCAGCUUUUCACCCCACAUUGGGAGGCCCUCACCUAAGCUGGAGCCAGCUGAGACUGCACUGGAUGGGGUGUCCUCAGCUAUCACUGCUACAGACAGCAGUGAGCACCUUUCUGAUUGUGUCUACAGCAACUUCCUGUCCAAGCCCUCGCCUCCAGUGCACAGACUCGACCCUCAGGAGCCUUGUUUGGACAUUGCUGCCCCGCCCACCCCUGCCCCUGCUGCUCUACCCCCUUUGGAUAUCGACGAGCUUUCAGAACCUCACCAUCCUCUCCACUUGUCGCCCCACAGUGAGCCCAGCUUUAUCUCCACUGACCCCAUGAGUGGCACAAGCUUCCUGCCCCCAGUUGAGGAGGAAAAAGAUGGGGAGAAUGAGGAAGUGGAUGAAGAAGAAGGGGAUGAGGAUGAGGAUGAAGAAGAACAGGAGGAGGAAGAAGAGGAUGAUGACCCAGAGGAGGUAGCAGAAAGUGAAGGUCACUUAGCUGAGGGGACAGACCCCUUCAGGGAUAACAGCCCCUGCAGUCCACACCUCCCAGAGCCUGAGAAGAAGGAGUGGCUAGAAUCUCCAGGCAGAAGGGAUUUGCCAGACACUGUCCCACUGACACCCACCCAUCCCCCGGUGAGCCUAAUGGAGAACUCCCAUGAUCACUCAGUCAGCUGGACUGUCAACUCUGACAUGCUCCUAAAAUCUCCCCAAAGAAUUGUGGAGAGGCCAAUUGUGGAAUUUCCGCCAACCUCAAAGGUCUUCCCCUUACCACACCCAGAAGACAGCCUGCAGCAGCACCUUUCUACAGCAUUAGCCUGUCCCCCAACAGAAACUUCACCCUACUCUACCUUCCCCAGGGCUUAUUGCCCCCCGCACAUCCCUGAGUCAGACUAUGAAGAGCAGAAAGACCAUGUGGAUGACAUUCCCACCCCAGCAAAACCUGUUACAGCAUCUGUGGAGUCAGAGCCCAUCUUCAUGUCCUCUUCAUCUACCCGGCUGGAGGCUUUCUUCACUGAAUGCAAGCCCAUGCCUGAGCCUCCAUGUUUGACAACAGACAGCAGGCAGGACUCCCUCAGCUAUAUUCCCGAAAGCAGCAUCCCCCCACCUGUGAGCCUUGAGCCGGUGGUGUCCUGGGUGGAUCCUUUUGUUCCUCCAGUGGAUGACUUGGAAGACUUGGGCGCCUUCUCUCUGCCCGACUUGCCCUUACAGGAAAAGGAAAUGCAGGAGCCCGAAGUCACGAACUCAGAACCCCCAGAGAACAAAUGUCCUCCGGCUGAAGUCACAUCUCCAAUCGAGGAGACGAGAGAGGACCCAGACCUAAUGGAGCUGGAGAUGCCUUGCUUAGCCCAGGCCCCCACCUCGCCGGCUGUGGUGCCAUUGAGUGAGCCCACACGGGAACCCGACUUACCUUUGGAGGACAGCUGCAGAUCUCCGCAGGAUCUGGAGCCAGAACCUCAAAAGGUACCAGAAAAUGACUCCAUUGACAUGGGAGCUCCAGAGGAAAAGGAGCUAUUUGAGGAAAGUGACAGGCACCCACUGCCAUCUGCAGUCGAUGACAGCAGUGACCAGGAGCACUUGGUGAUGGAUCUUGCAGUAAAGGAGCCCACUGCAAUCGCUGUUGCACCAUGCCCAGACCUGGUGACGCCUGUGGAAUUGGACGCCAGUCAACAAGCUCCCACCACCACAACGCCAGUUCAGUGUAGCCCUGUCCACUCUACAACGGUGACCUCAGUGGACACGCAGUCCAAUGCAGACCAGACAUCCUGUAACUCUAUGGCGCCUAAGGCAGCAACUGCAUUGCCCAUCAUUGAGGUUCCCAAAAAAGUGGAGGAGAUCCCUCAAAGAAUGACCAGGAACCGGGCCCAGAUGCUGGCCAAUCAGAGUAAGCAGAGCUCCGCUGUUCACGCCAGCGUCACAUCGUGUGGCCCAGCUCACAGCACCACCAGCACCACCACUGUGGUUACCACUUCCUCCAGUCCCACAGAGAAAGAGGAAGCCUCCAUUACCACUACCAUCACCUCCAGCUCAACCGUUGCAGCUCCAGCUGUGGUCAGCAAGAGCAAAAGCCGGGCUGCUGAGGAGGAGGACUCCCAGGCUCAGCACCCGCGCAAGAGGAAGUUCCCUCGAUCUGGCCCACAGCAGGUGCAGGUCCAGCUAGUCAACACGGCCAUGCAGCAGACUCGGGAGAUGAUCCAGCAGACCCUGGCCGUCAUCGUCAACGCCAUCAAGCUCGAUGAUAUUGAACCUUACCACAGUGACCGCUCAAACCCCUACUUCGAGUACCUGCAGAUCCGAAAGAAGAUUGAGGAGAAACGCAAGAUCCUGUGCUACAUCACACCGCAGGCCCCACAGUGCUAUGCUGAGUAUGUGACCUACACCGGCUCCUACCUGCUGGACGGCAAGCCCCUCAGCAAACUGCACAUCCCCGUGAUCGCCGCGCCUCCGUCCCUGACGGAGCCCCUGAAGGAGCUCUUCAGGCAGCAGGAGGCGGUGAGAGGGAAGCUGAGACUGCAGCACAGCAUCGAGAGGGAGAAGCUGAUCGUGUCGUGUGAACAGGAAGUCCUGCGGGUGCACUGUCGUGCAGCGAGAACGAUAGCCAAUCAGGCUGUCCCCUUCAGCGCCUGCACCAUGCUGCUGGACUCUGAGGUGUACAACAUGCCCUCUGAGAAUCAGGGCGACGAGAACAAAUCGGUGAGGGAUCGCUUCAACGCCCGACAGUUCAUUUCCUGGAUUCAGGACGUCGACGACAAAUACGACCGCAUGAAGACUUGCCUGCUGAUGCGGCAGCAGCACGAGGCGGCGGCGCUCAACGCCGUGCAGAGGAUGGAGUGGCAGCUCAAGGUGCAGGAGCUGGACCCCGCCGGGCACAAGUCCCUCUGCGUCAACGAGGUCCCGUCCUUCUACGUGCCGAUGGUGGACGUCAACGACGACUUCGUGCUGCUGCCCGCGUGACAGUGACUCUGCCGCAUGCAGGCUGUCCGGCAUCACCUCUCAAAAAGACAUCCAACAGACCGUAUGGUAAGGGCUAGCCAGUUUGAAAAAGGAAUUAUUCUUUCUUGAGGAAAAACAAAAACAAAAUCUAUAUUAUAUAUAAAAAUGAAAACAAACAAAAAAAAAAAAACUUGUUUAUGAUUCCCUCCUACGAGAGGAGGCAGUAUCUUUUUACCGGGAAAACACAACUUGCACUUUCAUCCUACAAGUUUUUAAUGCCUUUUCUUUGAGGCUUAGACCCCUCUGUUUGAUUUUAUUUUCCCCUUCUUUUCAUUUUUUUGGAAAAGGAGUUCAUUAAGAGAUUUUGUUCCUUUACUUUUGGUUCCCUUAAAAAAAUAAGAUGUUGAUGAUGAUGAUGAAACUGAGGUGGGGGACAGUCCUUGAUGUGUGUGUACAUCAGAACCAUGGCCAGGGUGAGAGAGCGGGGGCUGGGCCGUGCGCUCACUGACCCGCAGUGGCGCCCCCCUGCCCCGCCCCGCCCCGAACCGCAGCCCAUGCUACACUGCAUGGCGGGAAUCCGGGGCUCAGACAGCGGGCCCCCCGCGGCCAGGGGGCAGCGGUGUGCGGGUGGCCCGGCGGCCGGACAGCAGGAACCCAGCUCUGACGGGACGGUGCGGCCGUAGGACUGGGGGUGCGGGGGUUGUGGGUUCGCAUCUGGAGCGAGAAAGAGGCCGCACCCUCAGCUACGCGGCGUCGGACUGAGAGGGGCGGAGAGGGAGACGGGAUCUCUGACGCUCGCCUGCAGGAUCAAUCAGCCGCUACCAUUCACUGCAAACAACUGCACAAGGAGGGGGGAGA
This is a messenger RNA of Anguilla anguilla (European eel), 9945 nucleotides long. It is a transcript of the gene ankrd11, whose product is annotated as ankyrin repeat domain 11. The transcript is spliced from 13 exons. The coding region runs from base 505 to 9108 and encodes 2867 amino acids. Gene Ontology annotation, biological process: anatomical structure morphogenesis. The record is from RefSeq and is a predicted model, not a curated record. Gene Ontology annotation, molecular function: protein binding. Gene Ontology annotation, cellular component: nucleus. NCBI's taxonomy places the organism in Eukaryota, Metazoa, Chordata, Actinopteri, Anguilliformes, Anguillidae.